Amphibalanus amphitrite is the source of this 6717-nucleotide messenger RNA. RefSeq lists its product as uncharacterized. Bases 173 to 6577 code for a protein of 2134 amino acids. The transcript has 14 exons. NCBI's taxonomy places the organism in Eukaryota, Metazoa, Arthropoda, Thecostraca, Balanomorpha, Balanidae. Gene Ontology annotation, molecular function: protein binding. The record is from RefSeq and is a predicted model, not a curated record.
GCCAAUUUUCGCCUUUUUAUCCUUAUGAAUUGCCUCAAAAACAGAACAGACCUCACAUAGUUGAAUAUCAGCAAGUUUAGUUAAAUGAGUUGCGUUUUUAAUUUAUUUUUCUGACUUGAAGUCGUUGUACUUGCACUUGCAUGUUUAAAGUACUCGAUACAGAUCCAUAAGGAUGGAUCCAAGAUACCCUGACUACAACUCAAUGGCAAAUGGCCGGCCGGCUGACGGCGGCGCCGCCGACGGAGCCGAGCGGGAGCCGCCGGAGCAGUUGGGCGACUCCAGUGACGAGGACGGCCGGCAGGCCGAUGGCACAGAGGACGAGGAUGAGGACGAGGAGGAAGAGGUGGAGGAGUAUCUGGACGAGGGCCGGCCGGACGACACGGCCGAGCUGGCACGCCGGGCGGCCGCCCUGCCGGCCAAGAUGCAGCCCGUCUACCGGCUGCUGCAGGUGCUCAUGGCGCCCGAGAACCACGUGCACAACUGGCCCUUCAUGAACGCCGUGGACUCCAACAGCAGCACAUUGUGGGACUACGACACGGUCGUCACCACGCCCAUGUGGCUCAAGAAAAUCCGUGAGAAACUGCUGCUGCUCGAGUACGAGUCGCCGACAGAGGUGUUUGCCGACCUGCGGCUGAUGCUGCGCAACUGUUACCGCUACAACGGGCCGCAACACAGCGUGACGCGUCGCGCGCUCCGGCUGGAACACAUGAUGGAACAACUCAUCGAGCAGCUCGAGCCGGAGCUGCGUCAACAGUGCACAUUAGAGGCCUCGGAGGGCGCCGACGCUGUGGUCGACCCCAAGAUAGUCAACAGACGCCGCUCAGUGCGCAACAAAGCACCGGGUUUCUUUUCGCACGUGCUGCACUGGGUGCGCCACGAGCGGGCCGACCGGGAGAAGGAGUUUCGCCGCCAGCAGUUGGAGACACGCCGCCAGCAGCGCAGGGAGAAGGAGGACAGUAUCGUGGCCUGGGAGGAGCGCCUGCUGCAGGGACAGACCGGAGACUGGCUGAAGGCCAUGUGGGAGUUACCGCAGAUGGCUCAGUUCAUCCAUCUCAGCCUGCGCGCGCUCAACAUCUUCGAGGUACCGCUGUACGAGCUGGAGCGCAUGUUACUCGUGCCGCAGUCGUCGGAGACGCUCGCCAUGCUGAUGACGUCACUUGUCAGCGGUCCGCUGAUCCGUACCAAGCUCUCGGAGAUGCCGCCCAUGCCGUACACCAUGUGGACCGAGAAGCUGGCGGCCCGGGUGCAGCUGUGGUACCGCGCCUACGUCAAAGAGGCCGGCCAGACGGACCGGCUGCUCGACACACAGGGUAUCGAGCCCGACUUCUGGCGAGUGGUCGGCACCACCAACCCGUUCGAGGACAAACUGUUCCACGAGCUCAGCUUCUACCAGCGCGUCUGGAUGGUCAAGACCAUGUGCGACUUCCUCUUUCACAACCACAAGACGGUGCAGGACUGUGUGAUGGAGAGCUCGAUGACGGAGCCGCGGGAGAGUCUGCUCGGCGUGGACCGGCACGGCUACGAGUACAUCCACCUGCCGCACCUGUUCGUUCAGGACGUGCGCCUGUACCGGCGGCGGCCGUGGCGCGCGCCCGACCACUGGCGCGCAGAGCCGCCGGCGCCGCCCCCGCCCCCGCCGCCGCUGCGCGCCUCCCAGCUGGGGCCCGCCUGGACCCGCGCGCGGCUGGAGAAGUUCCGUCGCCAGCUGACUCAGCUGCGCGGCGGCUCCGGCCGGCGCGGCGGCGCGCGCAAGACCGCCGUGCGCCGCGUGUUCACCUGUCUGGGAGGCUCGGCCACGCCGGCCGCCUCGCCUUGCCAUAGCGACACGGAGCUUUCCGAGUCGACCCCCGGCUCCAGCGGCCAGAGUGAUGCCGACGACGGGCCCGAGUUCACCCUGACCCGCUCCGGGCGGAAGUCGCAGCGGCCUCCGCGCUCCGCGAGCAGGAGGUCGUCCUCUGCCGCCGCCGCCGCCGCGCCGUCCACACCGGAGCCCACGCCGUCGCGCCGCGGCGGCCGCCGCUCGGUCAGAGGCAAGGGGCGUGCGACGAGCAGCAGUCGGGGGACAACGCCCUCCAAACAGCCGUCGACGCCUUCCAAGCAGCCGGCGGCGGCCGAUCUGAACGUUUGUCCUCACUGUGGAAUGUCGAUACGUACCGCACGGGCCCGGAAGGCGCAUCGCUGCUUCCAGGAACAGGCGCUGAAUUCAUCAGUUGCGGUGGCAGCGGCGGCCGAUUCGUCAUCGGCGCCCUCCGAUAAUGACGAUUCGUCAGACGGCGAGAGUCCACCGCCUGCGCCGGCGGCCCGGAGUCGCGGCCGACGCUCCGCGAACCGGCCGGCGGCGAGUCGCGGCGGACGGCAGGGACGGGCGCCGCGCGGCCGGUCCCGUCCCUCCCGCGGUCGGCGACAGACAGAGGAGCAGGAGGAGGAGGAGGGUCGCGGCUCGGUGGCUGACUCGCUCUCUGUGGCUGACGAGCUGUCGCGGCAGUCGGCGCCUGAGCUGGAGUCGGUUGGAGACGAGCUGUCGCGGCUCUCUGCGCCGGACGCGCCGGACGACCACUCUCCCGACCGCUCGCCGCCGCAGCUGGCACCCGUGUCGCCUUUGAAACGUCCCUCCGAGGCCGCCGGUCCGGCUGAUCUCUCAGAAAUGGACCUAGAUGAGGACACGACCCCAGCUCCGGUGAUUGAGAAUGGCGCCGCCGGCGAUGACAGCGACUCCAAAUCAUCACCGACCGCUGACACAGCGGCUGACGGUCCCGCAGAGGAGGCCGGGCCCCCUGCGCUGUCGGCCGACGGACAGAUGGACACAGUGGCGGGUGGUGAUGGACCGGGUGUGGCGGAGUCUGGGCCACAGGAUGGGCAUUGUGAGGUGACAGAUAAACCCGAUGGUGUCAGUGCUGCGGGCAGUGAUCGAACAGCGGGUAGCGACCGGCCGCCGAGCCCACCCGCCGCGGCCGGCGACCAGCCAAUCUCAGGGCAAACGGUCAGUAAAGGCAUCGAGCCGAGUGUAGAAAAUGGGACUGUGGGGACCGGUGGGGGUGUGGGUGGGGCGUCCGGACCCGUCCUGGAGCCCGGCGAGGAGGCUAUGGACGCCACUGACGUGAACAUGGUCCCCGCCGAGAGGACAGGGGAACAGGGCACCGAUGGCGCACAACUCGUGGAUUUUAAGGGCACUUUGGACGCCGUGAAGAGAGAACCCGAUGAGCGUAAGUCUGAAACUAGUGACAUGGAUUGCGAGACUGAUGACAGGAAGACAGGAGCAGGCGACCAAAAACUUAAAGCAGACGGGGAGAACCCUGGAGAACUUGACCAGAAGGCUGGAAUACUUGACCGGAAAUCUGCAACAGAUUGUGAUAAACCUGGAAGUGGUGAUCAGAAGCCCGGAACGCCUGAGCAGAAACCCGCGAUAGAUGAGAAGCCUGGAGUCGGUGACCAGAAAGCAGCCUUUGAUGGCCGCACCAUCAAGUCUGAAGCACCGGACGAAAUCACCAACCCCGAGCCAUCCGACGCAAUCGUCAAGUCUGAGCCAGAGGUGAACACCUCAGCACCUCCGGUGAAGAGUGAGCCAGGCGAGUCGCCGCGGGUUAAGGAGGCUGCUCGUGCCGACGGUGGUACCGGCGGCAGUGAGUCGUCGGAAGGGGAUGGCGGUGGCGCGGCUGACGGCGAGCUGGCGGUGCCGCGGCCGGUGCCCGAGCCGGAGCACCUGGCCCCGCCCGACCCCGACCAGUUUCAGCUGGUGGCCAGCACGUUCGACGGACUGCGGAAGUUAGUGGACACGUUCGACCCGGCCACCGCCACCGCCGACACCGCCAACAGCAAGAAGGGACAGAAGCAGCCCGCCUGCGAGGUCGAACUGCAUAAGGCGCUGAAGAAGAUACUCGAGGAACUGGAACCGCUGGAGACAAAAAUCAACCAGUCGGUGCGACGCAUGCGCAAACGACUCUGCCAGGAGUGGCUCAACUACAUCGAAAGGCCGGCCGACUACGAGGACCCGAACGAGGCGGCCUGGGUGGAGCCGGAUCAGCAGCCGGAGCCGACCCCGUCCAAGACGGAGGAGCGCGACUCGGAGCCGUCCCCCGAGCCGUCCGACGACGAGCAGUCCGUGGAUGCGGACGGACGCCGCAAGCAGCGCAGUCGAAGAGCCAAACGGAAGCGGGUCAACUACUGCGUGGACGGCGCCGGCGGCGCGGCCGGCGAGGACGCCAAAGACUCGGAGACCUGGCAGACCAGCUCGCGCGGCCGCGUGCGAAAGGUGCGCAAAAUGGACGACUUUGCGUACGAAGAGGCUGAUGAUACGAGUCGAGACCGCUCGUCCCCGGCUGACGACGACGACUUCUCGGUGGCAGAGGGCCGGCCGACGGUCUCGCCGUCCAAGGUGGCGCGGUUCGCGCGGCCGGCGGGUGCGUCGGGCGACAACAUCUCCUGGGAGUCGUACCGUCAGAAGAUGCUGCAGCGGGAGCAGCAGCGCAAACCGCGGGCGGCGCCGCGGCCUGCACGCAUCACAGAGCCGUCGCCAGCGUGGAACAGCGAGCUGCCCAUACUGAACGAAAACCUCGGCGACCGCGUCAGCCGAAUCCGCAGCGAGCUUCAGCGGAAGAUGGUGCGACGCCCGGCGGCGAGCGGCGCGGCCGGCGCGCAGCGGUCUACCGGCAUGACCAGCGCCUCGCCGAAGACGCCGCUCGGAGGGCGUGUUCUGGUGAAUCGGACCAACCCGCUGGGCGGCGCGAUCACGAAGGUGGUUCACACGGCCGGCGAGACGAGUCCGUUCGUGCUGCGAAUGGGACGCGACGGCCGUGUGUUCAUGGACAAGGUGGCGGGCUCGCCGGGGGCGAGCGGGUCCCAGGCGACCGGCAGCACCAGCCAGGCCUCGGCGACCCCGGCGUCGUCGGCUGCGUCCCCGGCCCCCUCCGGCAACGUCACUGCCAGCAAAGUGACCGUGGUGCUGCCCUGCAAGGACCCCAACACGGGCGACACCAUGUACAUGAAGCUGCCGCCGGAUCAGGCCAACUCGAUCCUGCAGUCGCUGCAGCUGCCCGGCAUCAGCUCGGGCGCCACGGCGGUGAGCACGUUCACGGCGGCCGUGGCGCCGGUCCGGCCGGGCGCCCCGGGCGUGCGCGCGCCGCUGCGGCUCACGCCGGCGGCGGCGGCCGCGGUCGGUGCCGUGCCGGCCGCCGCCGCCGCGCCGUUCCGCGCCAUGUUCUCGGCGCCGGGCGCACAGCUGCUGGGCUCUGUCUCCAUUCCAGCGACCGCUCCACUGCCGGCUCCAGCUCCGGUGCUGCUGACCGCCGCAGCACCAGUGCGAGCCCCGGUACCAGCUCCGGCGCCAGCCCCGGUUCGUGCUGCAGUUUCAACAGCGACUUCAGUCCCUGUUCCUGCUCCUGUCGGGGCCCCUGUUUCAGCACCUUUCCCCGCUCCAGCCCCCGCCCCGGCUCCAAUGCCGACCACGCCCCCGGUGCUGUCGCGUUUCCCCCGCUCGGCUACAGCGGUGACACCCACCUCCUCCCCGGCGCGUGCCCGUCUCCCGGGACCGCCUCUCCUCUCACCACCUGCGACAACCCAGCCGCCUGUCUCGACCGCCGUCCAGCCGCCACACCGCUCUGUACUAAUGCAGCACGUGCAGUCGCUGCCGGUGCCGCCGGGCUCACCGCGACCGACCCUCCGCGAGCCGCCGCCGCCGCCACCGCCUCCACCCCCAGCGCCUGUGGCCCAGCCGCCCGUGGCACAGCCUCCCGUGCAGCUGCCCACCGAUGUGGCAUCACGAGUGAAGGCGGCCCUGCAGCAGGCUCAGGCCAAGGGGAUCCCUCUGGAGCAGCAGCAGGCGCGGAGACUGGCGACGAAUGUGAUGAACGAGGUGGCGUCAGCGCCGGCCGCGACGGCGCCCGUGGUGUCUGCCGUCCCCCAGCAGCAGGUGCUGGUCAGCUCUCCCCGGAAACAGCAGGCCAUUCGGCCGCUGCUGCCGACCACGCCGGAGCGGCCGGCAGCGUCCGCGGGCCGCCCGGUGCUUCUGACGAGUUCCCCGCGGCCUCUGAUGGCCGCCCGGCCGACCGUGCUGGCGGCGGCGCCCACCCUGCUGGCGGUCAGCUCCCCGCCGGUGCUGCAGGGCGGAGCCCCGCAGACCACCUUCCUGACCGUCUCACAGCCGGCGCUGCUGACCAGCGGCCCCGCCACCCUCAUCAGCUCCCAGCCCGCUCUGCUGGCGGCCGGGCCGGCGCUGGCGGUCACCGCUGCCGCUCCCGUGGUCCGGCCGAACGCUGUGGUGGUGAGUCGCCCACCGGCGCCCGCCGGCCGCGCCGUGGCCGGGCCGCCGCCCAUGCAGCGCGCGCCGCGCUAUGUGUCCUCUAGUGUACAGUUUGUGGCGGCACCGCCGGCCGCCCCCGGGCCGGCAGCGACAGCUGCGGCGAGCUCCGGACAGCGGCUGCCCGUACCGCAGCAGGGCAAAGUGGUGGUCAUCAAGUCGGGCAACGAACAGAAACUCGGGGUGCUGAUGCCCAACGGACAGAUCCUCGAGUUCUCCGAGAAACAGGCCAACAGUGUGCGAAUGGAGGCGACCAAGCAUGCGGGUUCGGGCACGGCCUCCUAGGCGACCUAGCGACGACGGCGAAGAUGCAUGAGCUGACACUGUGGCAUGCCACCCUUCCUCGGUUGUACUUUUAGCGACUUUCGCCACCAUGCAUAACUUAUUCCAUUAUUGUCAAUACAGUUUCUACAUAUGUGAGUGCA